AGGGUAUUGAAAAGCUGUUGUAAAUUGAUUUUACUCUUGUGACGAUAUUGAUCGCUUUUCUCAGUUUUUUCCUAUUCUUUCGCUACGCAAUAAACAUCGGGUCAACGGAAAUACUUGACGUGGUCAGACUUCCAUACUUUAAGCCCAGGAAUAGUACAGUGUCAUAUGGUUUGAAUUUGUUCUUCUGAGAUGACUUGGGAAAAUAUAGCCUCAUACAACAGCGAUACAUUAUAGAAAAUGCCAGUUGCUGGUUAAGCAUCUGUGGGUCGUUGAUACGAGAGAUACAAAACUGUCUUUUAAAGGAUCAGCACAUACGGAAGAUAGCCUAUACGCCUCGAGCCCAGGUCAACAGGCAAUUUUUUGAAAUACCGCAAUAUAUAUUGUGUGCUGAUGCGACGGUUUGUGUCGUUACAAAGCACAAUGGAUGACUUGCUCGAUCUUAAUUGGUCUCAGCCUUCAGCCAGACCUCCAACAAAUAAUGGACAGCCAUCUCAAAAGCCAAAGAAACAGGAUGCUUUUGCUGAUCUCUUAAAUUUAUCUUCCAGUCGUAAAGAACCUGAUCUUUCCAAGCUUACAUUGGCCGAACAACAACGUCUUCAAACGCAGAGCCCAUCCCGGACAGGUUCCACGACCCUUUUACAGCCUGAUUCAGCAUGGCUUACUCCAACGCAAACCACGUCGCCCACUUUGUCUGCAUCGCCCAGUACACCAGCUAAAAAACCUUUGGGUCAGCCUUCAUCGCCUUCAUCAAGGACAGCGCAUCUUACGACGUCAAGUAACAAGCCAAUAAACAAGCCAAAUGACCAACCGUUCGAACAGCUAUUGGAUCCUUUCUCAAAGCAGCAGACUCGAAAUGACACCAAUGUGCCACUCAACGCAAUGCGUUCGCGACCUUUGAAUGAGACAUACCCCACUGCCCCUUCCACCACUAAUGUGGAUCAGUGGAAUUUCGAUUUACUGGAAUCGCGAAGCUCUUCACACAGCCAGCACCCGGAUGCAUCAACGCCCGUCACAACAGAGCAUACUUUUGAUGAUCCCUUUGACCUUACAUCUUUGAGUCAGAAAGAAGUCAUACAGCACGCAGGUUUUCGUGGUACAGACGAUGGAAUCCAAGGUGACGAUAAUCCUUUAGGAAUCUUGGCUCAACCAGUGACGGUGGCAUCACCAUCCCCACCGCCAUCCACAAGUCCCGAACCAACAGAGACGCAAUACGAGUUUCGUCAAGAGGAUCAUGUGAAACCUGACAGCAUCUUGAGUCAACUGAUUGAUAUGGGGUUUGCAUUGGAGGAAGCUCAAAUGGCUGUGGAAAUUACCGGAGGAGAGGAUCUGCAGGCAGCGAUUGAUAUGUUAAUCCAAAAUGCGGAGGCAUCUCAAGCGAGCAAGAAAGACAUCUCACGGACAGCGCAAGCGAGACAAGCUCUUUUCGAUGAAAAUGUACGCCCUCCUUCCAAGAGUCCCGCUGCGUCAUCCCCUCGACAACAAGGACCGAAAUCUCAACUGUCUGACGCUGAUGAACGCAGUUCCCGAGGUGAAUCUCCAGUCAGUUCGAACGAUGCAUUCCAGCAACACAAGGAACGUAUUGUUGCACAAGCAAGCGAGCUGGGAGGAUUCCUGUAUAAGAAUGCCAGCAUUUUCGUGAAAACAGGGCGAGAAAAACUUGCCAAAGCUGUGGAGGAUUGGCAGCAAGAUCAGCAGCGGCAAACGCCCACCACCGAAAAAGGCAAGAAGAAUGUUAACCGACCCAAAUGGAUGACCGAUGGCUAUGCCGAUGAUAUGUUCGAGGACGAUAUUGUCGAUCAAGCCACGACCAGCAAAUUUGUAGAUGAUGAUCUUUCAGAUCACGAAUUGGAAGAUCAACAGAAACGUCAACAGAGAUCUUCCCCAUCUCCACAGAUUACCAAACCAAGGCCACAGCAGAAAGAACGCCAAUCGCGGCCAAAGCAGGUCCAGCAAGAAGAAGAAGAGGAAGUCUACAUUUCCCCAUCGCGUCGUCGAGGCAGCCCCAUUGGCCGCAGUGCGAAAAUGACGAAUGCUGCAAAACCAGCCUCGCCCGCUUCCUCGCCUUCAGUGGCAUCUCGUCCACCAACGACGAACGUUCCGCCUCCCAAGCCAAAAUUUGUUCGACCGGUGGUAUCGGCGUCGGCUGAUGUUCUGGCCAAAGUGAAUGACAGUCGAAAAAAGGGCAAUGAACACUUCAAGCUCGGUCAGUUUAGUGACGCCGAGCAAUUUUAUACCCAAGCUAUCGAGGCUCUACCGGAGAAUCACGAUCAUUUGGUCAUUUUGUACAAUAAUCGAGCCGCCGCGCGACUAAAGACAGGGGAUCACAAAAAAUCGAUCGAGGAUUCCAAGAUGGUGAUUCACAUGGCACGUUCCGUGGAAGAGGCACGCUCGGAGAGUCAAGGGUUGACAAUUGUAUGGGCAGAUCAACUCAAAAAAGCACUGCUCCGUCACGCCGAAGCCUUGGAAAAUACCGAAAAAUAUGCAGAUGCUCUCAAACAAUACGAGGAGUUACUGAAACUUUGUGGAACACGAGAUCCCGUUAUCAAUCAAGGAUUAGCUCGAUGUCGCAAAGCCAUUGCUCCAUCCAAACCCAGCACACCAGUCAAGAAACCAGCGACGCCUUCAACGAAACCCAAGCCGGAGCCAAGUCCAGCGCAAUCAGCAAAGAGUCAGUUUGAUAUGUUUGAAAUCAAAGAAGCGGUGGAUCCGUCUAUCAACAAAAGUAAAGCAGUGGCCGCGAUGCGCGCUCAGGCCAUGCAACAAGAGGCCGAAGAAGCUGAACGAUUGGAAAAAACGGACAAUGUCAAUUUACGGUUAAACAAUUGGAAGGCAGGCAAGGAAAAUAAUCUGCGAGCUCUACUGGCCACCUUAGAUACGUUGCUGUGGCCUGGUGCUCAGUGGCGAGGGACUCAAAUGAGUGAAUUAAUUGAACCCAAAAAAUGCAAAAUUACCUAUUUGAAAGCUAUUGCCAAAGUGCAUCCAGACAAGUUACCAUCCAAUGUGACCAUCGAACAAAGGAUGCUGGCGAGCGGAAUUUUUACCGUAUUAAACGAAGCCUGGGAUUCGUUCAAAGCGCAGAAUUUCUAAAAAAAGAUAGUCACACUGUCGGUCCCCUUUUUAUUUCCUAUUUUUUUUUUUUUCAUUUCUUCUAUUUUGUCGU
Molecule: messenger RNA, 3160 nt
Organism: Radiomyces spectabilis
Lineage: Eukaryota; Fungi; Mucoromycota; Mucoromycetes; Mucorales; Radiomycetaceae
Exons: 6
Coding region: 391-3087 (898 amino acids)
Cellular component (GO): cytosol; mitochondrion
Molecular function (GO): heat shock protein binding
Source: RefSeq, a predicted model, not a curated record